Messenger RNA from Macrosiphum euphorbiae (potato aphid), 300 nucleotides. The record is from the annotation of a GenBank genome assembly. NCBI's taxonomy places the organism in Eukaryota, Metazoa, Arthropoda, Insecta, Hemiptera, Aphididae.
AUGGCAGUCAUAAAAAAAUUCUUAAUCAGCCGGCAAACAAUUAUCGGACAUCAUCCAUCGAAAUGGAAAUCAAUUUACUUCCACAUUCCAAAACAAUCAAGUUCGCACAAUUCUGGACCAUGGAUAUUACAUUUAGCAAAAUGUAUAUCAUUCAACAAUACCAACAUCCAACACAAUUACAUGCCGGUAAUCAGGAAAACACAAUAUAAAGAAUUAUUAAUGAUGGACCAAAUCAUAAUCAACGCCGUUGAAGUAUUCAAGACCCCUCCCACAGUAACCACCAAUGACACGGUUCAAUAA